UUCAGAAAGAAUGGAGGGAUCUUGUUACAACAACAAUUCUCUUCUCUCCAGGGAUCUAGCAGAUCCCCAAAAAUCUAUUCCGCUCAAGAGCUCAAAAAGGCCACAAACAACUAUCAUUCCAGCAAUAUAUUAGGUAGUGGUGGGAAUGGCUCUGUCUACAAAGGAAUGCUCAAGGAUGGCUCAGUAGUAGCUGUGAAGAAGUCUCAAGUUGUAGAUAAAAGCCACAUCGAUCAGUUCAUAAAUGAGGUUGUCAUUCUAACUGAAAUCAAUCAUAGGAAUGUAGUGAAGCUCUUGGGCUGUUGUUUGGAGACACAAGUUCCCAUGUUGGUUUAUGAGUACAUCUCAAAUGGAACUUUGUACCAGAAAAUCCAUGAAAGCGAUGAUCCUUUGGAGCAUAUUUCUUGGCAAUCACGCUUUCGAAUCGCAGUCGAAACUGCAGGUGCUCUUUCUUACCUUCAUUCUUCUACUUCCACACCCAUAUUCCACAGAGAUGUUAAGUCCUCCAACAUACUUUUGGACAAGAACUAUACUCCCAAGGUAGCCGAUUUUGGAAUUUCAAGAUUAGUUCCACUUGACAAGACAAAGGUCUCAACUAUGGUGCUUGGAACGUUUGGAUACUUGGAUCCCGAAUACUUCAAUACGGGAAAAUUAACGGAAAAGAGUGACGUUUAUAGCUUUGGGGUGGUUUUACUGGAGCUUUUAACUGGGCGGAAGCCUAUUUGCCCUGAGUCAUCAAUUGAGUAUCAUAAUUUGCCAAUGGUCUUUUUAUCUUAUGUUAGGAAUGAUAACUUUGUAGAGAUUUUGGAUGACAAAGUAGCAUGUGAAGGAAAAAUGGAGGAAUUACAAGCUGUAGCAGACAUCGCAAGACGAUGCCUAAGAGUGGAAGGUGGAGCGAGGCCAACAAUGAAGGAGGUUGUGCAAGAGCUUAUUGCUUUGUCUAGUGAGCAGGUGCAUGUGGUCCAUGAGUGUGAGGCACACGAAUGGUGA
Molecule: messenger RNA, 987 nt
Organism: Magnolia sinica
Lineage: Eukaryota; Viridiplantae; Streptophyta; Magnoliopsida; Magnoliales; Magnoliaceae
Product: wall-associated receptor kinase-like 1
Exons: 1
Coding region: 166-987 (273 amino acids)
Biological process (GO): cell surface receptor signaling pathway; protein phosphorylation
Cellular component (GO): plasma membrane
Molecular function (GO): protein serine/threonine kinase activity; ATP binding
Source: RefSeq, a predicted model, not a curated record